Micromonas commoda is the source of this 3267-nucleotide messenger RNA. RefSeq lists its product with no specific name. The transcript has a single exon. NCBI's taxonomy places the organism in Eukaryota, Viridiplantae, Chlorophyta, Mamiellophyceae, Mamiellales, Mamiellaceae. The record is from RefSeq and is a predicted model, not a curated record. The coding region runs from base 1 to 3267 and encodes 1088 amino acids. Gene Ontology annotation, cellular component: Golgi apparatus; endoplasmic reticulum. Gene Ontology annotation, molecular function: protein-cysteine S-palmitoyltransferase activity. Gene Ontology annotation, biological process: protein targeting to membrane; peptidyl-L-cysteine S-palmitoylation.
AUGAUGAACUCGGCGACAGGCGGCGCGAACGGCCUGCCCGCGCUUCCUCCGCGGAACGGCGUCAGGGGCGGGCCGUCGUCGCGAUCGGCCAAGAAUGAAUCGUCGAACGGCAGGGCAAUCAACAACGAACCCGCUUCAACGACUGCGGACGUGGAGAGCGGCGAGAAGGAGGCGAAGGAGAUCAACCUGGAGGAGAUGCACGACAAGGCGAGGACGUACUUCUCCCUCAUGGCUGACGACGUGAACGGGCCGAUCUACAACGGCGGCGCCAUGCACGGGCACGGACACGGCGCGCCCGGCGCCAACAAAGGCCCGACCAUCCCCGACGUCGUCACGCGCUUCCAGGCGGUCACGCAAAGGUUCCCCGCCCUCCGCAAGCUCAUCGCCAAAUCCACCGCGUUACAGGAGCUCCUCGCCACCCCGGGUGCGCUGCGAAAGUUCCUCCUCGCGGCGACGAACGGGGGCAGGGGCGUCGACGCCAUGAUCCUCGCCGGCGGCCAGCGGGGAGGAGAGGAUUGGCGCGACAUCGUCGAGCGAGCGGGAACCAACUCGUGGGAGGAGCUCCAAGCGAUGGUGGAGGCUCGCGAUGAGAUGGAGAUGUUCGCGAAGGGGCCCACGUGGACGCCGGGCAGCGCCCCGCUCCCGCCGGAGCCCGACGAGUUUGAAUCGCAACAAUACCUCGCGGAGGCUGCCGGCGAGAGCAAGAUGGAGCGAUCGGUGAUGACCACCUACUUCAGCGCGUACGGCCAGAACUCCGAUGUCUUGGCCCCGUUCAUCAUAUUCGGCGUCGGGGCGUUCAUGGCGAUGUACGCCCCGGUGUAUCUCUGGCUGCCCGCGUGGUUCGCGGUCAUCGGUCUCGCGUUGCAGGCGGCGAGGGCCAGCGCUCAACUGCCGGGAUCUCGGCAGGGACCGAAGAACCUCUUCGGCGCCGCGAUGGUCCACGCGCUGAUCGUGUACUGCGGCCUUCAGUUCGCGCUCGUGUACGUGCCGGCGCAGUGGUCGACGCACGCGGGUUGGUGCGUCGUCGGCCUGGUCUCGUUCAUCACCACCCCCGCGCUUCUCAUCCGCACGUAUUACCUGGGACCCGGGUUCGUGCCCCUCGCCACCGACGGGCGGGAUCAGUGGGUCGGGAACAUGCGACGCGUCUCCCGCGCGGCGGUGGCGGAGAAGGCGUUGAAGAGGGAGAGGGAGGCGUCGUCCGCCGCGGGCGUCGCCGCGUCGGAGGCGGACACGCGCAAGUACGAACACGACUUUGCGGUGACGUUUCCGCAGGAGGUUGUCGACGACCUCGUCAACUCUGGCAAGUUUUGUAACACGUGCCACAGCGCUCGGCCGCUGCGUUCGAAGCACUGUCCCGUGUGCAACAGGUGCGUGCAUCGCAUGGAUCAUCACUGCCCGAUCGCGGGCACGUGCAUCGGCGUGAGGAACCAGAGGCACUUUCUCGGCGGCUUGUGGGACAUGUUCGUCGGGCAGUGCGUCUUUGUGUGGUUUUCGUACCUGCACCUCGCGGCUACGUACGAAGCGGGCGGAGUCGCCAUGAGGGACACCACGCUCGAGGGUGACUCGGUAUCCACGGUGUCCACGGGCGGUCCGGUGACGAAAACCUUCCACGUCCUGAGGCACGCGCCGUGGGCGGUCAUACUGUACGUCAUCCAGUGCUUCUGCGCGAUUUACUGCCUGGUGCUCGCGGGCCGGAUGACGCUGGCGGUGAUUGCCAACCUCACCGUCAACGAGAUGGAAAACUCCCACCGGUACGAGCACUUCCACUCGGAGGACGGCACCAAAUUCUUCAACAGGUUCGACCGAGGGUGGCACAACAACUGCAUCGAGUUUUGGCGCGGGCACCAGGAGCGGAUAGACUGGGACGCCAUGAAGAUCGCCGUCGACAGGGGAGACGCCGCUCCACCGCCGAGGGGUUCGUACUCUUGGUUCCAAAACUCGCGCGCGCCGCGCUGGCUGAAGCGCGCGUGUCAGAUCGCCAAGCCGCCGGGUAUCGGGUCCAAGGCCACCCGGGGAGGAGGAGGAGGCCACGGGCACUCCCACGGGGGCGUACCGUGCGAGCACGGCCACGGCGCCCCCGGACCCGACACAUCUUCGCCAGCCAUCUUCGCCGCCGGCAACCUCACCAAGGGCCUACCCGCCGCCGCCGCCGCCGCCGCCGCCGCCGCCGCCGCCGCCGAUCACGCGCACCACGGCCACGGUCACUCGCACGGGGGCGUCUCCUGCGACGGCGACCACGGCGGAGGCGACCCGCUUCCAGUUUCGGGCGCGGCGACGGCGGUUGCCGCGGCGGCGGCGGCGGCGGCGGCGGGGCCCGCGGCGGCUGUCGGAACCGUCGUCGCCGCCGCCGCCGCCGCGUCGAACGCCUCCGACGCCCACCGCGGCCACUCUCACGCCCAUGGCGAGGGCGCGGGGCAUUCGCACGGCGGAUCUGCGGAGGUAUCUGGAGGUAUCCAGAAGUCUCCGGAGGAUGGGUCCGGACUACCCGAGAGCGCGCCGCCCGCGUCUCUCGAGGAGCUUCAGGCGGAGGCCAAGGCGGCGAUGGCCGCCGCGAUGGCCAAGCAGGCUGAGCACCACGGAUGCACCGUGGAGGAGCUCGAGCGCCGCGGUGAGGAGCAGAAGAAGCGCAUGUUCGAGAUGCAGGCCCAGUCGCGGGGUAUGACGGUUGAGGAGUUUCAGAAGAUGGCCGAGGACCAGAUGGCGCAGAGGAUGAAGCAGAUGGCGGACGCCAACGGGAUCACGGUCGAGGAGGUGAAGGCGCGCCAGGAGCUGCAGCAGGCUGCGAUGAUGCAGCAGCAGCUCAGGCUCGCGGAGAUGCGCAAGCAGCACUUUCAGAACGGUGCGGGGGAAGGAGACGGCGAGGGGGGCGAGGAGGCGCGGGAGGAGGAGCGGGAUCCGCUGAAAGAUUUGACGGACGACGAGGUCAAGGCCAAGGCUGAGGCUGCGCUGGACGAGGUCAUGGCCGCGCAGGGUAAGAUGAUGGGCAAGACGAUGGAGGAGAUGAAGAAGCAGAACGACUUCAUGAAGGAGCAGCAGAAGGCUCAGAUGGCCAAGAUGAACGGGCUGUCCGUCGAGCAGAUGGAGGAGAUGCAGGAUAAGCAACUCGCUCAGAUGGCGAAGCAGAACGGGAUGAGCGUGGACCGGAUGAAGCACGUGAUGAUGCUGCAACAGGCGCAGCAGGCGCAGAUGAGGAUCGCGAUGAUGGCGAGGAUGAACCAGGAGGGGGGGCAGCCCGGACACGGGCCAGGCCACGGACACUCGCACUAG